This is a messenger RNA of Papilio machaon (common yellow swallowtail), 1713 nucleotides long. Its product is annotated as zinc finger and BTB domain-containing protein 49. Bases 241 to 1611 code for a protein of 456 amino acids. NCBI's taxonomy places the organism in Eukaryota, Metazoa, Arthropoda, Insecta, Lepidoptera, Papilionidae. Gene Ontology annotation, molecular function: RNA polymerase II cis-regulatory region sequence-specific DNA binding; DNA-binding transcription factor activity, RNA polymerase II-specific. Gene Ontology annotation, cellular component: nucleus. Gene Ontology annotation, biological process: regulation of transcription by RNA polymerase II. The transcript has 6 exons. The record is from RefSeq and is a predicted model, not a curated record.
UGUUGUUGUAUUUGUCAUGAUCAUAUGAUGUUAUCUGAUAAGGAUGUAAACCUAAAUGUAACAUUUAUGGGGAAAUUAUUAUGUUCAGUUUAAUUUAUUGAUAUAAAGUUGUUUAUAUGACCAAAUAAUUAUUUACGAAAUUGUGACAGACAAGCUCUAACAGUGAGUAGUAAACUUUAGAGACGGAAUCAGAACAUUAGAAAUCACAAUCUUACAUUUUGUUUGUCAGUUUUAUUUAGCAUGGUUGAAUGCAAUCGUUGUGGCAAAGUUUUUAAAUACGAAAGCGAACGCAAAAGACAUGAGCUCAGUCAUUUACCAGGAUUUGAAUGCAAUAAAUGCGGCAAAAAGUUCACAUAUAGUUCGGCUUUAAAGCGUCACCAGAAGCAACAUGAAAGGACGGGAACAGUUAAAUGUGAUAAAUGUAAUCAUUGUUUUAAAGAUUCAGUUCUUCUCAAACGCCAUAUGAAAUAUGCCCAUGAAGGUACACACAUUUGUAAAGAAUGUGAAGCACAAUUUAGUAGUCACCAGGCUCUCCGUGUUCAUAUGUUAACACACAAGCCAAAGUCAGAGCGGAGGUAUUCUUGUAGAUAUACUGAUUGUAACAAAACAUUCAAUUUCUCGCAUCACCUCAAAUAUCAUGAGAUGACGCACACAAACAAUCGACAGCACUUUUGUGAUGUUUGUGGAAAAGGUUUCAUCCAAUCACACAAUUUAAAGGUGCAUAUGAAAACCCAUGAAGCUAGUAAGAGGUUAUUAUGUGAAAUGCCCAACUGUAUGAAAAAAUUUAAUUCUGAAUCCGCUCGGAGAAGACACUACGCUCGACAUAAAAAAUUACCUAUUAAUGAAGAGCCAACUGAUAAUUUGGUAAAUGCAGCAUCUUCUGAAGGUGAUCCAUGUUCUCCAUGUGACCAGUCCGAUGUUCCUUCAUUUCCCGAAGAUCAUGAGCUUAGCACGGAAAGAAAUAUCAAUAUAGACUUAUCUUCUAGUCAAUUAAAAAAAACUAUAGAAGAAUAUCAAGUUGGUAUUGAAGAUGAUUUGCAUGAAGAUAUGGUUGAUUCAAUGGGAUGUGUUAACACAUGUAGAUCUGUCUUAGGCAAAUGUUUGGUGACCGGGGAUACAAGUGGAAAUGGAAACUGUUUAUGUGAUCAAAUGGUUAAAGGGAAUAAUAAUGAAGACACCAAAAAUCUGGAAAAAGAAAACAAAAAGCUACUCGAUGUCAUUGAAAGAAGUAAUGAUUUAAAUAUAUCAUGUGAUGGUUGUGCAUGUUCUAAUACAGACAAAAUAGUAGAGAAUAUGAAAGAAGUAAAUAAUUAUUGUAUGCCAGAAUUAGAAUAUGUUAAUGGGGUUAUUAAAAUAAUUAAUACAAUUGACUCAGAUUUAGAAGGAUUUGUUGAUAAUAACACAAAACCGAUGACUAAAUCUAAAUGUGAUUCCGAAACGAUUCCGUAUAACAGUUGCAAGGCAAUUUUAGGUACUUGCAUAGUGAGUGGUAAUGGAACGAUUAGUGAGGAUUGUCUGUGUGCCAAAAUGUUGAUGGAUGACCAACAAAUGAUUAGUCAAGAAAUGGAAGAAAUUACACCCCAUCCAUGUGAUUCUACGAUGUGUUUGUGAUUUAUCAUCCAUUGUUUUUUAGAAGUGCCUUAUUGUUCUACAAGUGAGAUUUUAUUUUAUUUUCAUGGUAAAAAUUUACAUAUACAUUAUCAAGUGCCAUGA